GUUUACAACACAAUAUAUUCAACUGCAAUAGGCAACAAGUUAACUGAAAAUAGUACAAAAUUCGUGAAAAUCCAAAGGAAUUUCAAUCUUACACCGAACACUGAUCCCAAAAAGUCAAUAGCGCAAGUACCGCUGUCGAAACAACAUGAACUAACUGAACUAAUCAAGUGAAUUAAAUGAAAUUCUCGAAAGAAUGGAAACGACUCACGAAACAAAAUCGACUGAACAGGUACCGGAAAAAACUGAACCGGUCGAGCCUCCUGAACCUCCCGAGCCAUGGACACGACGUCGUUUGAUACAGAACAGAGAGGAAUCAACACUGAAUAGAGUUACAGCUGACGUCAAACAUGAAAUUUCGGUUAAGGUAGAAGAUACGAUUGGACAGACCUCGUGCAUGGAUGAAGCGGAUGAAGCAGCUAACGUACCGCAGGAGUUCGUUAUUGCAGGGAUCUGCUCAGUUAAAAUGGAACGAGAGGACGAAUCUUCAGAUGAAAAUGGAUUCAUGGAAUACCGUCCGGUGAAAAUGGAAGAAGAACUUCAUUUGAUUUGUGAUACUGAAAUGCCUGAAGAUAUUACUGAUCAUCAGUCACCUUCAACAGUGCAAGAGGAAAACUCGAUAUUGGAACCUGGGGAAUGGUUGGAAAACGAAAUCGCAGACAAAGGAAACAUAGAGCGUAUGGUUCAUCAACCAGAAAUGUUUGAAUAUUCUAAGCCUCCCGAACCAGCAGCAAAACAACAAUCUAUCUUAUAUUUAACAGAAGGAGAUGAACUUUUGACGUUGAAACCUGAACGGUUGACAAACGAAAUUGCAGAAGAAAGAUCGAGCAGCGUAGGGCCUGUGAUUGAGAGCAUUGAAGAACGCGAAGAAUAUUAUCGCAUCAAUCGGGGAAAAGGACGCCCUCCGCAACACUUUCACCUUACAGUGCAGGAGAAACUUUCAUUUUUGGAACGGUUGGCAAACGAACGCGAAAACCAAGGUCCCAAAUGGGGACGUCCACGAAAACACCCUCGUCCAACAGAAGAAGAGGAGUUGACAAUACAACGUAAACGUGCUGAGCGGUUGGCAAACCAAGCCGCUGAAAAAGAACCACAGAGUGCGGAUAAUCAAACUGAAACUGUUAAAAAUGCCAAUCGGCCCAAACGAGGAAGACCACGAAAAAGACGUCUGACGACUGAAAAUUUGGCAAAACGAAAAUCAAUAUCAUAUUCAACAGAAGGAGAUGAACUGACGUUGAAACCUGAACGGUUGACAAACGAAAUUGCAGAAGAAAGAUCGAGCAUCGUAGGGCCUGCGAUUGAGAGCAUUGAAGUACGCGAAGAAUAUUAUCGCACCAAUCGGGGAAGAGGACGCCCUCCGCAACACCUUCGCCUUACAGUGCAGGAGAAACUUUCAUUUUUGGAACGGUUGGCAAACGAACGCGAAAACCAAGGUCCCAAAUGGGGACGUCCACGAAAACACCCUCGUCCAACAGAAGAAGAGGAGUUGACAAUACAACGUAAACGUGCUGAGCGGUUGGCAAACCAAGCCGCUGAAAAAGAACCACAAAGUGCGGAUAAUCAAACUGAAACUGUUAAAAAUACCAAUCGGCCCAAACGAGGAAGACCACGAAAAAGACGUCUGACGGCUGAAAAUUUGGCAAAACGAAAAUCAAUAUCAUAUUCAACAGAAGGAGAUGAACUGACGUUGAAACCUGAACGGUUGACAAACGAAAUUGCAGAAGAAAGAUCGAGCAUCGUAGGGCCUGCGAUUGAGAGCAUUGAAGUACGCGAAGAAUAUUAUCGCACCAAUCGGGGAAGAGGACGCCCUCCGCAACACCUUCGCCUUACAGUGCAGGAGAAACUUUCAUUUUUGGAACGGUUGGCAAACGAACGCGAAAACCAAGGUCCCAAAUGGGGACGUCCACGAAAACACCCUCGUCCAACAGAAGAAGAGGAGUUGACAAUACAACGUAACCGUGCUGAGCGGUUGGCAAACCAAGCCGCUGAAAAAGAACCACAAAGUGCGGAUAAUCAAACUGAAACUGUUAAAAAUACCAAUCGACCCAAACGAGGAAGACCACGAAAAAGACGUCUGACUGCUGAAAAUUUGGCAAACGAAACACCAGCACAGAGGGAGAGAAGAUUGGAAUAUCAACGAUGGUACCGCAGAAAAAGAAAACCGCAAAAACAAAGGGCUGAACUUCGGGAAAGCCGUGAAAUAAUAAAAUUACAGCGACUCGCCAUGGAAACCGAAGAAGAAAGGGCGGCAAGGUUGGAACAUAAGCGAAUGGUAGCGUUAAAGUAUCGUGAAAGUUUAACAGAAGAGGAAAGAGAAGAGAGAUUGGAGCGGUUUAGAAUGCGAUGGUUUAUGUAUCGAGCACAGGAAACGGACGAACAAGCGGCGAUGCGUAGAGCACGCUACAGAAUUGCAUAUAAGAAAAAAACAGAAAAGCAACGAAUUGCUAACAUGGAGCGCAUAAAAAUGGCACAAUUGAAACGAAGUGCCACAGAAACGGAGGAACAAAAGGCGGAACAAUUGAAACCCUCGAAAAUAGCACAACGACUCAAGUAUCAGGGGAAAAAACGUCAGAGAGCUGCACAAAAACUAAAAGAAAGCGUCAUGACGGAACAGGUUCACUCUACGAACGGGAUUUUCGGGUUGUGAAUCAACAGUAGCAUUUCGACUUGACGCAUCCAUAUCCGCAUCCACACACUGAGCUUCCAUUGAAAUUUUAUUUAAAACUCAAUAAAAUUCGCAAAAGAA
Molecule: messenger RNA, 2743 nt
Organism: Bradysia coprophila
Lineage: Eukaryota; Metazoa; Arthropoda; Insecta; Diptera; Sciaridae
Molecular function (GO): DNA binding
Source: RefSeq, a predicted model, not a curated record